Molecule: messenger RNA, 503 nt
Organism: Adineta steineri
Lineage: Eukaryota; Metazoa; Rotifera; Eurotatoria; Adinetida; Adinetidae
Source: the annotation of a GenBank genome assembly
AUGUCAAUCCUUUCGAUUGCUGCUGCUGCUGCUGCACUGGCUGAAACUGAGGCUGCUGUAGCAUUUGCUCGUCAGGGGUGGUAUGGAUAUUGAAUUUCAUAUUUGUUUGAAAAUGGCUUGCUCCAUGACUCGCAAGGUUUUCACUUAUACAACAUGAAAGAGAGGAAGACAGAGAGGAGGAGAGAAAUAGAAACGCAAGUUGUAUGUAUUUAUGUGCUACAUACACAAUGGGAGAGAGAAAAAGUCCAUUAAUAAUCGCUUCUCUCUCUCUCCUUCUUGUCGUUGUCGCUCUUAUGUUUACUAUAGGAAACGAAAAUGAAACGAUACAAAAUCAAUAGAUUGAGUCUGACAUCGAUGGAAUGGAAUAAAAACUUAUGAACAUUAGAAGACGUAACAUAUGUAUAAAUACAUAUUCAACAAAAUCGUGUGCUCAUUUACCUUUCUAAUAAAUGUUUUUUUGAUAGCAAACAACAAGUCAUUGUGUUAAUAUGUUGAAUAAAGGA